Molecule: messenger RNA, 2563 nt
Organism: Lotus japonicus
Lineage: Eukaryota; Viridiplantae; Streptophyta; Magnoliopsida; Fabales; Fabaceae
Product: toMV susceptible protein tm-1(GCR26)
Exons: 8
Coding region: 153-2414 (753 amino acids)
Molecular function (GO): catalytic activity
Source: RefSeq, a predicted model, not a curated record
CUCAAUUGAAGUCAACUAAUGGCACCACGUGCAAUGUCAUUCUGCGCAGGACGCCCCACAUCAUCCUUUGGAGCUCCGGUCAAUGCAACAAUGGCAGGUUCAUGACGUGAUUUCCCACCCAACACUCUCCACAGUCCACACUGUAACUGAACAUGGCUCACGAAAACCACACCUCAACCCUUCGCGUUCUCUGCAUCGGAACCCUGGACACCAAGCUCGACGAGCUCCGUUUCCUCUCCGAUUCCCUCCGUUCCAAUCUCCACCGCUUCACCCACCACUCCUCGCCCAAUCUCCAACUCGUCCUCGUCGAUGUUUCCACCGGCCCAAACGCGCCACCACAACAACCUUCACCAAACUUCACAUUCGUUUCCAGAAACGAUGUCCUCUCUUGUCACCUCUCAUCCUCGCAUCUUCUUCCAGAAGACAGAGGCGAAGCCGUUGCUGUCAUGAGCCAAGCGCUGGAGAAUUUCCUGAAUGAAUCAUCUCACGACAUCGCCGGCGUAAUCGGCGUCGGUGGCAGCGGAGGGACAUCGCUGUUAUCAUCUCCGUUCAGGUCUCUCCCUCUCGGGAUCCCGAAGCUGAUUGUGUCAACCGUUGCCAGUGGCCAAACGGAGCCUUAUGUGGGAACCUCAGAUCUGGUGCUGUUUCCCUCUAUUGUGGAUGUUGCUGGUGUUAACAGUGUGAGCAGGGUGGUGCUGUCCAGUGCUGCUUCUGCUUUUGCUGGAAUGGUUGUUGGAAGGGUUCAGAGCUUGAAGGAUUUGGAUUCGAGAGGUGAAGAUUGUAAGCCCACUGUUGGUUUAACUAUGUUUGGGGUUACCACUAGUUGUGUCAAUGCGGUGAGGGAUCGGUUGCGUGAUGAAGGGUAUGAGAGCCUGGUUUUUCAUGCAACUGGGGUUGGUGGUAGGGCUAUGGAGGAUUUGGUUAGACAGGGAUUUAUCCAGGGUGUUUUUGACAUCACAACAACAGAGGUAGCAGACCACAUUGUUGGAGGUGUAAUGGCUUGUGACGGUUCUCGCUUUGAUGCCAUCAUAGAGAAGAAAAUCCCCCUGGUUCUGAGUGUGGGAGCAUUGGACAUGGUGAAUUUCGGAGCAAAAGAUACUGUACCGCAGGAAUUUCAGCAGAGAAAUAUAUAUGAACAUAAUAAGCAGGUUUCGCUCAUGCGAACAACAGCUGAUGAGAACAGAAGAUUUGCUGAUUUCAUAGCAAAAAAACUGAACAAUUCAUCAUCUAAAAUUCGUGUUUGCCUUCCAGAAAAGGGUAUAUCUGCUUUAGAUGCACCGGGUAAGCCCUUUUAUGAUCCAGAGGCAACGGGUACACUUAUUCAUGAAUUACAAAGGCUUGUUCAGACUGAUGAUAAUCGAAAGGUAAAAGUGUAUCCACAUCAUAUUAAUGACCUUGAAUUUGCAAAUGCAUUGGUUGAUGCGUUCUUAGAGAUUGAUGAGACAACUAGUAAAGAUUCUACUCAUUCACCUGUAGCCAGUCCUGAAUCUGUAGUACACUUUCAUGAGGAUUAUAUUUCAAAUGCAUCAAGCUCUGGGACCAUUGUCUAUGCACCUAGUGACUUCCCAAAUGCAAGACCAGAAACUUUGGAGAAAACACAGCUAAUAUUGCAACAAUUGAAACAUCAAAUAGAUAAAGGAAUUCCUAUAAUAGGAGCUGGUGCUGGGACAGGUAUAUCUGCCAAGUUUGAAGAAGUUGGAGGUGUAGAUCUAAUAGUACUGUACAACUCAGGGCGCUUCCGGAUGGCUGGAAGAGGUUCAUUAGCAGGGUUAUUACCUUUUGCUGAUGCUAAUGCUGUUGUGCUCGACAUGGCCAAUGAAGUUUUACCGGUGGUAAAGAAGGUACCAGUUCUUGCUGGUGUAUGUGCAACUGAUCCCUUCCGUCGAAUGGAGUACUUCCUUAAACAGGUGGAGUCUACUGGAUUCUCUGGGGUACAAAAUUUUCCAACUGUUGGGUUAUUUGAUGGUAAUUUUAGACAAAACCUUGAAGAAACAGGAAUGGGAUAUAGCUUGGAAGUUGAGAUGAUUCGAAAAGCACAUAACAUGGGUCUCUUAACAACCCCAUAUGCAUUCAAUCAACAUGAAGCAAUUGAAAUGGCUAAAGCUGGCGCUGAUAUUAUAGUGGCCCAUAUGGGUCUAACAACAACAGGCUCCAUAGGCGCAAAAACAGCUGUUUCACUUGAGGAAAGUGUCGUGCGUGUACAAGCUAUUGCAGAUGCAGCACAUAGAAUCAACCCCAAUGCCAUUGUGCUGUGUCAUGGAGGUCCGAUAUCGGGUCCAGAAGAGGCGGAAUUUAUAUUGAAGAGAACCAAGGGAGUUCAUGGAUUUUAUGGAGCAUCAAGCAUGGAAAGACUACCAGUGGAACAGGCUAUCACAAGUACAGUCAAACAGUACAAGUCAAUUUUUAUUUGUUGAUGUUCAACUUCAACAUGUUUGUAAUCAUGCCAGUUCUGUACGCUACAUUGCUAAUAAUGGCUGCUUAUAUCACUCUGUUACCUAACAUAUAAUUGUGAUAGAAAUAUUUCAAUAAUAGCAAUAAUAAAAAUACGAUCAUAUUAUUUAUA